CCGAGUAGUAGUGGAACCGACGCUCUUCGUAUAUAUAUUCCAAUAUCGUUCUGCACACGAUACACACUACACGCGGCUCGCCCAUUCGUUUUCCGUCUCUCGUCCGCAGUACUCGCCUAUAUCUACCUACCUGCCUAUCCGCCUGCAAUACUGUGCACAGCAGCCGUGUUGUUACAGUACCCAAAAGUACAUACGUAAAUAAAAUUUUUUACCGUUGUCGUUCGAUUUCAUUUAAUUUUUCCGACCGCGACCAUGGACGCCUUUUUGAACAAAAAAUAUAAGCUGAGCACUAGCGAAAAAUUCGACGAAUACAUGAAAGCUUUGGGUGUUGGAAUGAUGACCCGUAAAUUAGGUAAUACCGUAUCUCCGGUGGUGGAGUUGACCAAAAGCGAUGAUGGCAAACUUGUGCUAUCAUCGAACUCGACGUUCAAAAACUCUUCGAUCGCUUUCAAACUCAACGAAGAAUUCGACGAAGAAACACCCGACGGCCGCAAAGUGAAGUCGCUCAUUGUCCAAGACGGAAACAAGCUAGUACACACCCAAAAAUGCGACAAACAUAGCGACACCACGAUCGUUAGAGAAUUCGAGCCUGAACAAUUAAAAAUGGUCCUGACUGUUGAUGACAUCACUUGUACCAGAAUCUACAAACCAGUCCAAUAAAUAUAAUAUAUUAAAAUAUGUAUAUUAUUAUACUAUUUUAUUACUAUAAAAUUCAGAUCUUUUACAACAUAUUCGAAAUUUGACCUACUAUUUAUUUAUAAUAAUGUUUUACAUGUGAUUAAUAACAUAUUAUAAUUACACGAACUAUAUUUAUUUAAUUUUAAUAACGGUCUUAUAAUUGUUAUUAAACUUAUUCUUAAAGUUUGGUGCGUAAGGAGAAACUGUAAUCGGUAUAAAUAUAAGAAGUAUUGAAUGUACUGUUAUGAAAAUCGGCGCUAUCAUAAAAUGAUAAUCAAUUUGUAAUUUGUUUUUUAAUUAUUAAUUAAGUAACGGCCAUAUUAUGGGCAAUUUUUACAGUAGUGUACAAUAAGUAAUUUAAACUAAUACAAUAAAGACAAAAGUUAUGAUUCAUAAUAA
This is a messenger RNA of Aphis gossypii (cotton aphid), 1077 nucleotides long. RefSeq names its product fatty acid-binding protein, muscle-like. NCBI's taxonomy places the organism in Eukaryota, Metazoa, Arthropoda, Insecta, Hemiptera, Aphididae. The transcript is spliced from 3 exons. Bases 253 to 660 code for a protein of 135 amino acids. Gene Ontology annotation, biological process: fatty acid transport. Gene Ontology annotation, cellular component: nucleus; cytosol. The record is from RefSeq and is a predicted model, not a curated record. Gene Ontology annotation, molecular function: fatty acid binding.